This is a messenger RNA of Entamoeba dispar SAW760, 411 nucleotides long. RefSeq lists its product as uncharacterized. Lineage: Eukaryota; Evosea; Mastigamoebida; Endamoebidae. The transcript has a single exon. Bases 1 to 411 code for a protein of 136 amino acids. The record is from RefSeq and is a predicted model, not a curated record.
AUGACUCUUGUUGAAGACUCUAAUCCAUUUGAUGAUGGUUAUGUUGCUCCAGAACCACAAGACAAAAGUAUGAGUUGUAGUCUUAAAGUUUUAGCAGUUAUUUCAACUGCAUUUGGUUUUAUUGGUGCUCUUAUUGUAUUCUUUAUGGAAAAGAAAAAUCAAUAUAUUAGACUUACUGCAUGUCAUAGUGCAUUUUGGCACAUUAUAUUAGAUAGUGUUCUUCUCAUUUUAUUGUUAUUAAUGUUUAUUAACAACUGGUUCUUCUAUACUAUCUUCGUUAUCUAUGCUAUUAUUUUCUUCUUGUUUUACAUAUUCCUUAUCGUUAUGGCAGUAUUUAGAUGUGAGUCUGGUGAUGCUUUCCUUGUUCCAGGUGUUUCUAAACUUGUUGAAUAUAUUGAAAGCAGACUUUAA